AUGCAUCCAAUAUACUACGCAAGUAGGACGUUGAGUGGAGCCCAACUAAAUUACACUGUGACCGAAAAGGAGAUGCUGACAGUGGUAUUCGCAAUUGACAAGUUCAGGUCUUACCUGAUAGGCUCAAAGGUAAUUGUUUAUACUGACCAUGCUGCUCUCAGAACAGAUUGGGCAAGGAAGUUAGACGAUGCACUGUGGGCAUAUCGAACCGCUUUCAAAACUCCAAUUGGCAUAUCGCCAUACAAAUUGGUGUUUAGGAAGGCGUGUCAUUUACCUGUAGAGUUGGAACAUAGACCUUGGUGGGCAUUGAGACAGUUAAAUCUCGAUAGUGAAGCAGCCAGAACAAGCAAAGUAACAGAAUUGCAUGAGCUGGAUAAGUUCAGAUAUCACGCUUUUGAGAGCACAAGAUUAUACAAGGAGAGAAUGAAGAUGAUACAUUGCAGGAAUAUUCUUGAGCGGAAUUUUAAACCUGGAGAUACGGUAUUGCUAUACAACUCGUGUCUGAGGUUGUUUCCUGGAAAAUUGAAAUCAUGA
Molecule: messenger RNA, 534 nt
Organism: Nicotiana attenuata
Lineage: Eukaryota; Viridiplantae; Streptophyta; Magnoliopsida; Solanales; Solanaceae
Exons: 2
Coding region: 1-534 (177 amino acids)
Molecular function (GO): nucleic acid binding
Source: RefSeq, a predicted model, not a curated record